AUGUCCCGGCCUCAUUCCGACGGACCGCUCGCACGGACCGUGGACGACGACGACCUCGACGCCUCGAUCGUCGCUCGAAGUCGAAAAGUUCAGAAGGGCGAGGACUUCGACCUCUCCGUCCCAGCGCUCACGUGGACGCCGCGACGGGCGACGGGUGAAGACGCGCCCGCGGUGAUGUUUGGGCUGUACGGCCUGUUCGACGGGCACGGUGGGAAGGCGUGUGCGUCUCACUGCGCGGAGACGUUCGCGGGAGAGGUGACGCGCGGACUGGACGGCGACGGAGCGUUGCGCGAGGACGAAGACGCGGGCGAUGCGUUCGAGCGCAGGAUCCCCGAGGCUUUGAGACGGGCGUUUAAGGUUGUGGAUGAGACGUUCGUAGCCAUGGACGUGCACAGUGGGUCAACGGCGACGGUGUGCGCGGUUCGAGGACGGAUGGUGACCACAGCCGCGGUGGGCGAUUCGUUGGCGACGUUGGAUCUCGGACCUGGGAUUCCCGUGCUUCGCUUGAGUGUUGAGCAUCGUUUGGAUUCGUCCGAGAGUGAGAGAAAACGGAUUGAGGAGGCUGGGGGAGAGGUGCGGCCGACGGAGUACGAAGAUGGACCGAACGGCGAGCGCGUGGGCGUCGGUCCGUUACGCGUAUGGCCGGGCGGGCUCGCGGUUUCAAGAUCGAUCGGUGACAGAGACGGGAAGAAAGGGGGCGUGAUAAGUGAACCAGAGGUGAGUAUGGUGCUUAUACCCGAUCGGUUUCACGGCGCUCGAGUCGUGCUCGCGAGCGAUGGAUUGUGGGACGCCGCGACUCCCAAGCAAGCGUCCGCGUGUGCUUCAAAGUUGAACGCACAAAGCGCGGCGGCUGCGCUGAAUAAGCUCGCUCAACAGCAAAAGGAUAAUAGAGAUGAUAUUACAGUGCUGGUCGUGGACAUGCUACGCGACGCAGGAUCAAAGUCGGGCCCGUUCGCGGUCAAACCCGAUCAUGGAGGAGAAUCGGCGAAGCUUUACUUUCCUUUCGCUAAGAAGGCCCACGAUCCUUUCCCUUUACCCUCGGAGCGGCGAGAAAAGAGGAUGCAUGCGAGACUUGAAGCCGAGGCGAGAAAUGCCGCCCUCGAGGCGGCUCGACAAAUCGCAGAAGCGGAGGCCGAAGUUGAGCGUCGUCGACUUGAAGCAGAGGCGGCUGAGCGAUUUGUUGACGACAGUUGGGAGUCUACCACAAAGGCGACGAAGAUUAAGCAGGUCGAUCGGGCGCCAAAGGUGAGAGGAGGAAAUGAAAAGAAACACGAAAAGAAACAGAAACAGAAGAACGAAUCGGUAGUACCAAAAAGGACGCCUAAACCAAAAACUAAUGAUGACGCCGCACCGUCGGCAAUAGGGUACAAGGAAAGGAACAAACGAGGCAAAAAACAGUCCGACCCGCCGCCGAUGCCCGAUGUUUCUGCCCUAGACAUAUCCGAUACGAAGUCCGAUGCGGAGAGCGUUAGUGAGAAGAAAAAAACGGUGAAGAAGAAGAAGACAAAGGAGAGACUUCAGACGCCCGUGAACACACAGCCAAACGCUCCUAUGAUGGACAUUCCUCAGUCGUCCGUGCAAGCGCAGUCUCCGGCGACGCAUACCGUGUUACCUGCUCAACAUGUUCCAAUCUUACAUCCUUACCAUCCUCGGCCUCACGUGUACCCUCUGGUGCACGGACCACCUGUUGGUUCGCACGGAAUUCCUGGCGUGUAUCCGCACACCAUGCCGAUGGCUUCUAACAUGCCUCAGUUUUUCGGAUCACCGUCAAUGGGUCCGCCUGGUUUUUCCCAGUUACCACACGCGAUGCCAGGCUUCCCACCGCGCGCAGGGCCACCUCAGCAACUAGCUGCACUUAUGCGCUCGGUUUCGGCGCCAGUACCGCCAGGCGUGCCACCUGGCGUGCCUCCUCAAACUAUGGCACAUGGAUCCAAGGCACAACAGUCUUCGAACGUGGACGCGCCGCGAACGCCGGUGAAUGGGGUGGAGCAAACCAAUACUAAACCUAAGAAAAAGACGCAACGAAAAGGAAAGAGAGAGCGCAUGCUGGAGCGCAAAAGGUUCGAGAAAGCUCAACAUUCGGAGUCGACUGGUUAA
Messenger RNA from Ostreococcus tauri, 2097 nucleotides. RefSeq names its product Protein phosphatase 2C. The record is from RefSeq and is a predicted model, not a curated record. The transcript has a single exon. Gene Ontology annotation, molecular function: protein serine/threonine phosphatase activity; cation binding. Lineage: Eukaryota; Viridiplantae; Chlorophyta; Mamiellophyceae; Mamiellales; Bathycoccaceae. Gene Ontology annotation, biological process: protein dephosphorylation. Bases 1 to 2097 code for a protein of 698 amino acids.